AUGAAUUUGGUUACAACUGUAAAAAGGAAACUGCAGAAUUUAAGAGAAAAUGGAUGGGAUGAACUACUUGAAGAUGUUUCUGAUUUUUGUUUAAAACACAAUAUUGUUGUUCCUGUUAUGGAAGAUAAUGUGGCAGGCCGUAUACGUGGUAAAAAUGCAAGUACGUAUUACCAUCAUUUUAGAGUUGUAAUAUAUUGUAAAUUAAUUGAUCGUAUUAGUCAAGAGAUGGAUAAUCGUUUUUCAAAAUCAAGUACAGAACUUCUUAUGUGUAUAGCAUGUCUCGAUCCCAAAAAUGGUUUCUCAAAUUUCUGUCUUUCAAGAGUGGUUCGAUUAGUUGAAUUAUAUCCAUUAGAAUUUUCACCAUCCGAUCAGAUGGAGUUUAAAGAGGAAGUGAAGACAUGGGUUUCUCAAAUGAGAACUAAUGAAAGAUUUUCUAAGUUGCACAAUAUUGGGGAGGUUGCAAAGAACAUGGUGGAGGUGGGUUAUCACAUGAGUUUUCCUUUCGUAUAUCUUUUGAUUGAGUUGAUUUUAGUUUUGCUGGUUGCCACUGCUACUGUGGAACGCGCAUUUUCAGUAAUGAAUAUUGUUAAGCCGAAUCUACGCAACAAAAUGGGGGAUGAUUUCCUUACUGAUUGUUUGGUUUGCUAUUUUGAAAAGGAUCUUUUCACGGCUGUUGAUAAUGAAUCAAUUAUUCAGAAUUUUCAGAAUAUGACGACACGGAAGGCUGAUUUAUCGCACUUACGCACUGGAUAG
Messenger RNA from Daucus carota subsp. sativus, 753 nucleotides. RefSeq lists its product as uncharacterized. The record is from RefSeq and is a predicted model, not a curated record. The transcript has a single exon. The coding region runs from base 1 to 753 and encodes 250 amino acids. Lineage: Eukaryota; Viridiplantae; Streptophyta; Magnoliopsida; Apiales; Apiaceae.